Eruca vesicaria subsp. sativa (arugula) is the source of this 2157-nucleotide messenger RNA. The record is from the annotation of a GenBank genome assembly. Lineage: Eukaryota; Viridiplantae; Streptophyta; Magnoliopsida; Brassicales; Brassicaceae.
AUGAAGAGCAUAAGCACCGACUCUUCUUCUUCUUUUGCUAGCUACGCUCUGGCUGGCCACAGCGGCAAAGCCAAGCCACGGUCAAUUGGCUCGGACGGUUCAACGAGACAGAGAGAUGUGACGAGAGCCGUUCUGUUGUUGCUCACAACCGUGGCAUUUUCUUGUCUUUUGGUCUAUAAAUCAAAGGUUACGCCUUUGCAAGUGAUGCUGCCUCAAUGGACAACAGAUUUGUACUCACAAAACAAAACUUCUUUAACGUCGAUACAACACACAAAACUAUCGAAAUCAGAGUUAGAGAGAGUACUCCUGAACGCGGCUAUGGAGGACAAGACAGUGAUUAUAACGGCGUUAAACCAUGCAUGGGCGGCUCCAAACUCCACGUUUGAUUUGUUUCUAGAGAGUUUUCGGACCGGACUAGGGACCGAAAAGUUAUUGAAACAUCUGAUUGCUGUUUGCUUGGAUAUCAAGGCAUAUAACCGUUGUUUACAGGUUCAUGCUAAUUGUUAUUUCAUCAAUUCCACUGACUCUGAUGAGCUCUCGGGAAGAAACAAUUUCAUGUCUCCCGGUUACUUGAAACUCAUUUGGCGGCGAAUGGAUCUGCUAAAAGAUGUUCUUGGUUUUGGCUAUAACUUUCUAUUCACGGAUGCAGAUAUCAUAUGGCUCCGGGAUCCAUUUCCCCGGUUCUUUCCCGACGUUGAUUUCCAAAUGUCUUGCGAUAUCUACAACGGAAAACCCUCUGACAAAAACAAUUACGUGAACUCUGGAUUCACAUACGUCAAGGCCAACAACAGAACUUUAAAAUUCUACGAGUAUUGGUGUGACUCGAGCAAGAGAUUCGCAAGAAAACAUGACCAAGAUGUUUUCAAUUUCAUUAAGAACGAACCAUUCAUAGUGGAACUUGGGAUCACUAUGAGGUUCUUGGACACGGUUUACUUUGGUGGGUUUUGUCAGCCGAGCACAGACAUUAACGUCGUUAAUACAAUGCAUUCAAAUUGUUGUGUUGGUUUGGACAACAAAGUGAAGAAUCUUAAAGCCGUUCUUGAGGACUGGAAGCAAUAUUUGUUGGUGAAUACGACCGUUACCGACACUAAAUGGAAUAUUCCACCAAGUAAACUUCUUGAUAUGAUCGGGCAAAAGGAAGUAACAAGAAUCUUGAUUCUGUUUCUUGGUUUGACUGCUUCAUGUCUGGUUUUAUAUAAAACAGCUUAUCCUCUGCAACGACUUAAUGUCAAUAAUCUCAGCUCUCUUGUCACUUCUCCAUCGCCACCAUCACCAUAUUUAAACUCAUCAGAGACUUCUCAAGAACCAGCUAAACGAAAGAUCAGUUUCAAGGAGAUUUUGGAGAAUGCGUCGACGAAGAACAAUACAGUGAUUAUAACAACACUGAAUCAAGCUUGGGCAGAGCCAAACUCUUUGUUCGAUCUCUUCUUAGAGAGCUUUCGUAUUGGACAAGGAACACAACAACUGUUGAAACAUGUGGUAGUCGUUUGCUUGGAUGGCAAGGCGUUGGAACGAUGCUCACAACUGCACCCUAACUGUUACCAAAUUGAGACCUCAGAAACUGAUUUCUCUGGCGAGAAAGUUUACAACACUCCUGAUUAUCUCAAGAUGAUGUGGCGCAGAAUCGAGCUUCUUACACAAGUUCUUGAGAUGGGUUUUAACUUCAUAUUUACGGACGCAGACAUAAUGUGGCUACGAGAUCCUUUUCCCCGCCUAUACCCAGAUGGAGACUUUCAAAUGGCAUGUGACAGAUUCUUUGGAAACCCUUUUGAUUCAGACAACUGGGUCAAUGGAGGUUUCACAUAUGUGAUAUCAAACAAUCGAAGCAUUGAGUUCUACAAGUUCUGGCACCAAUCUCGUCUGCACUAUCCGGAGUUACAUGACCAAGAUGUGUUUAAUAGAAUCAAGCACUUGCCUUAUAUCACUGAGAUUGGAAUCCAAAUGAGAUUCUUUGAUACAGUUUACUUUGGUGGGUUUUGUCAAACGAGUAGAGACAUAAACUUGGUUUGCACGAUGCAUGCAAAUUGUUGCAUUGGAUUAGAGAAGAAGCUUCAUGAUCUGAAUCUUGUUCUUGAUGAUUGGAGAAAGUAUCUAUCUUUGUCGGAACCUGUGCAGAAUACGACAUGGAGUGUUCCUAUGAAGUGCUUGGAGGAUUGA